UUGACAAUUUUAUUAUGGUUUUAGGUCAAUUCCUAAGAACUACUGAACGAAAAGCCCGUUGGGAGCAAAAUUAAAUGAUACCAGUCACCGAAAAGACUCGGAAUGCCCGUUACGACUUAGAUAAUUAAAUGCGGAAUCUGUUUCAUCCAUCAGAAAUCGACCCGUCUGCUUCUUCAGUAAAAUCCCAACCGCUUUGAUUUGAUUUAGAGGGGAAAAAUUAAACAAUGUGACUCCAAUACAUGCGGUAUAAUCAAUGGAAUUUCGGAUAUGCCAAUGCGUUGCGUCACAGAUGGUACAGUAUUCUCACUACAUUAUGAUGCAUAUGUAUUGACAAAUAAUCAUGUUCAGAGGCAUUUUGCUCUUUCCUGUCAUGCUGUGCAAUGGAGAACGACGUUUUUAAAAGCUGUCAGGAGAAGACCUCAAAGCCCCUGUGUCAGAUACCCUCGCAACCAGAGAUGCAAACUCGUCCACUGAAAGGGAAGCCUCCUCAGAUCAUGAUAGAAACAAAGCCGUCAGUGAGCAGCAGAUUGCCUGCCAUGACAAAGCUUCCAGUCCUACCUGGGGUCGCCUUUAAAUUUCAUAGAGCCAGCCUGGGUAAAAAGUUGUAUCAGCCUACAUCUGAUUUCAACCUCAGUGACCCAAACUGUCACAUUAUGAGGCCGACGUACAACAGUUUGCAUGACCCAAACCUCAAUGAAUACUACCAUCGGAAGGAAAUGCAUGAGAAGUUAAAGAAGCGAAACUUCAUCACUAAAGAGGACAACGUUGUAUGCUCAUUAAAGGAGUAUAACACAUACAAACAUUACCUGGAUACGGUCAAGACUGACCAUCAUAAAACGUACAGCAAAAAGUUGAAGGAACAGAUACUGAGAAUGGUUCAGUUGCAAGAGGAAGGCCAUAUACCUAAGGACGUUACCCUGGAAGAUAUGAUAGAGUACUUACUGAAUAAAGGAGCACAGAACCUGAAGCAUCUGCAGUCAACCAUUGGUUCCAGGGACAGGGGACAGAAAUAUGGCCUGCAAACUGCGUUGUAUGACCAAGAGAGAGAGUUUAAAGAGAAUUGGGUUUCUAAGGAGCGAUCCAGGCUGAAACUCAUUGAAAAGGAUGUGAGGCACGAUUUGAACAAGGCCAAGUAUAUGAAAGAGGCCAAAGAAAAGCGCAUCAGAAAGAAAAUGUGCAUUAUGGAACAAAAACAGGCUAUUCAGUUGAGGAUAAUGGAAGAGGAAUUGAAAAACCUCCAGGAGUUUGAGAGGUUGAGAGAGGCCUCUAUCAAACCAAAUAAGCUGCUGGAAGAAAUAUUUGAAAAACCAGCAUCUGCUCAGCCUGCUCUCAAACCUGCUCACUCCAAAACUGUAAAGAAAACAGUUUCUCUGUCAGUAAAAUCUAAGGAAAAGCCAGCCAUGCUACAGAGGAGACCAAGCCUUGCACCACGCCAGAGGAGACCAUGCCUGGAUGGUCUGGCACCGCUGAAGGGUUUCCAAGAACCUGUUUUUAGGAUCUUCAAAGCCAUCAAGGGACAAAGCAUCCCAGACAGAGCUCAGCUGAAAUCUGUCAUCCUCGACCACUUAGGCUCCAAGCUUGUCAGGAAGCAGCUGGCGGAGUCAAUCAGGGAUGAGGUCAAACUGACGAUUCCAGGGUCUACACCAGCGGCACAAAGGGCUCUGAGUGCCAGAAUCGCUUACGAUGUGUUGAAGUGCGUCUCUCGAGCGGCCAAUCCUAGCAAUGAACCUGCCUGCAGACUCCGUGGGGGCAACACAAUCAAACCCAAUGCUCAAGCAGAUGAUCCAGAACCAGAGGAGCGGAUGGCCAACGGAGAAGACAUAAACACCUAUGUGACAACGUUGAUCACUGACGUUCUGGAGGAAGUCCAGGAGCAGGUUAUCGUAAUGAUCCGAGAAGACUCCCCUACCCAAUUCAGAGUUGUCUCUGCAAAGGCCAGCCAAACAGCCAUUGAUGUGGUAAGCAAUGUUUUGGAAGACAUUAGACACUUAUUAAAUGAGGAAAACAUUGAAGAGCUUGCACUAGACUGUGAUGCUGAAGAAGGCACCUCAGGUAUAACAAACAUUCAGCCACCUGCAUUGACUGCAUUAAAAAAGGCAGACCCCGAGAACCGCCGAGAUUCCUGUUCAAAACUAGAAGGUGUCGCCUGUGACCUUAUUAACACUGCAUAUGACAGCAUCCUAUUCGAGCUGGCUUUUCCUGAGCUUCAGGGUGAAAGAGAUGAAAAAUCUCCUUCCCUGACUCUGGAAAUACUUCCCUCGGAGCCAGUGAUCUCAUCUUUAUCCAACUCUCCCAGUUAUGGAAUGGUGUUUUCAUCUGACACUUCAGAGGUUGCAGAAAUCAACAGUAAGACAAGCAGCUCAGAGGCCUCCGCAGCUGCAUCAACCUCGUCCCAGGAGUCGGAUACCACAACCACUGUAGAAUGCAAAGAAGAAAGAGUAGAGAAUGGUAACACCAGUGAAACAGACAACGUCCUUUCUGUCCCCUCAGUCAAUACUGAAGAAGUUGUUUCAAAGCCUAUUCUCUUGCACAAGGUGAAGAAAGAAAAUGCAGCCACCAGAAGCGCUUCUCUUCCCAACCUGUAUGGACUUGUUGUGGAUGCAGUUAUGGACCACUUCAGCACAGAACCCUUCAAAGACAAUCUGGCCCAAUCAGUGAAGAAUGAGGUGAGACGCACCCUUUCUAUGCCUGAAUGUGGAUUGUUGAACCUUCAAAUUGAUAAUUACUUUGAGAGGAAAAUGCUAGAGGAUAUGCUGAAGGACGUAUCCCGACAGUGCGGAGGAACAAGCUCUAGCACCGUGGCUGAAGAGGCUACAGAUGAAGAAGAGAUCUACAGACUAGAAUCUGCUGCAGCACAACUGAUACAGAAAGUUUUCCAGGAGGUCAAGACAAAUUUUGUUGUCAAGAUCAAGAAGGGUUCUCCCAAGAGAUGUCUAUCCCCAGAAGUAAGCCAAACAGCCAUCAAUGCUGUGAGCAGUCUUCUGGGUGACAUGGAGACAACUGUGAUGGCCAGUGUUCCAUGUUCUUGUACUACUUCCAGAGCAGAUAUGGAAGGAAUGCUCUCUGAGGCAACAGGCGAGCACCCAGCGAAAUCAAUGGCCUCUGCAAAAGUUGAGUUGAUCGCUGAUGAUUUAGUGGAAGAUGCCAUCGAUAUGUGCAGUGAAAUGAUUUUAGACGACCAGCCACUAGCCCUACUACAUGACGAUCCUGAAGAAGGUACAUCAAAUGUUGUUGUUCCUGGACCAAUUCAGAGCAGCCUGUCUGGAUUUGAUGAACGCCACACAAAAUCACAGGUCCUUGCAAUAAAGAUUGAAGACCAUGAGGUAAAGCCAAUUUUGAUCCAAGACACAGCGCUCAUGUCUCCAGGUGAGAAGAAUACGGAUGAAAAAAGAGUCAUUAGAGUAAGUUAUGUCUUUAACUCAUUCCCUAGAAGGAAAGCUCACCGGGCCACCAGAAGCACCUCUUUCCCUAACCUCUAUGUCACCCUUGUGGAUGGAGUUCUGGACCAAAUUAGCACAGAACCUUUCAAAGAAACCCUGGCCCAAUCUGUGAGGAAUGAGGUAAGACAUUCUGUCUCUUUGCCUCAAUUUGGAUCGGUGAACCUCAAAAGCGAGGACUGCUCAGAGAAAGAAAUUAUUGAGGAUAUGUUGAAAAGUGUAUCCAGAAAACGCAGUAAAGACCAGGCCUGUCAGCUGACCGGGAAAGCCAGUGAGACCAUGAAUGCCAACGUAGAUGCCAUUUCACUUACCCCCAAACUACAGUCUACUGCCAAAGACCAAAUCAUCAAAGUUCUGGAGCAGGUCAACACUAAAAUAAUCAAUAUGAUUAGACAAGAUUCUCCCAACAGGACGAUUUCCCCCAAGGCAAGCCAGACUGCCAUCAAUGCUGUCAGCAACAUUUUGGGUGCUAUGGGAACCUCUCUCAAGGCAAGCAACACACCAUUUGUUCCUAAUGUGGCUGGACUCCAGCCUGACCUAGAUGAUGUAGCAUCUUACUCAACUGAAGCUUUUGAGGGAUAUCCAGGGAUCUGGAUGUCAUCCCUGAAGAUAAAAUAUAUUGCCUCAGGCCUCAUGGACACUGUCUGUGAUGACCUACUGGAUGAGGAUGAGCGCUGGUGCAAUAUCCUCACAGGAAGACCUUGAUCUUCAUAAGGUAAUUACUUCAAAACCAGCAUCCCCAGUCAAUUGCAUGCCCGUCAAAGAAUGCCUGUCAAUGUCCUACCUUGAUGCUUUGAAGAAUCCUGAAGACAUUGAAAAUGCUACUCACCUCAGUAGAAGCAUUGACUCUCUCUCCGUAAUUGGUGUGCCUACUUCAACCUCAAAGGAAGUUUCAUACGGCACAGAAUUGAAACUGACACAGUUGCAAAAGGAUGUCUCUGCAUCAUCCUCACUUUAUGCCAUGAGCAACUGUCGGAGCUCAUUGGAGUUUCCCUCCAGUCGAUCCGAUAUCCCUAUUGACAAAGAGGCCCAAAGGAUUUCCUCCACAUACGAAGAAGACAGUCUGUCCAAAUCCCUCCUGACCUCUUCCAAAUCAGUCUUCAAUGUCUCUGGCCUCGUCCCUACUCCUCCAGAGGGAAAGCCAAAGGUGAGGCUGCCACGGCGCCCAGUGCUUCGCCUUAGGAAGGUUCCAGAGGAGCCCCCUAAAAAGAUGCACAUUGACACAGUUUGCAGGGAUGCUUUUCAAUUCCCAACUGAGACAAUGCGAUCGACCAGUCCAUCAUCAUUCGAGGGAGAAUUCUCAACUACAGAGUCCCAGAGGCCAAGGUAAUACUGUCUUUCUCAUAGUCCUAAUCUGAAAAGCUUUUUAACACCUAGCCCACUGUUGAUAUUUGAACAGCCUUGAUUCUAAAUGUUUUUAUUUUUGUAGAGCUUUCGUAGAGCUUUGAGAACUCUGUUAUGAAAAGCGUUGCACAAAUGAAAUGUAUUUUUUAUUCAUUAAGAGCGGUGGACAGCUCAGACAAGGAGUCUAUCUUUAAUAUAGACUCAUCCAAAAGACUCGUCGCAGAGAUAAUGCUGUCUGUUCGGGAGGACGUUGUUGAGGCAAAGCAGAGAGAGUUGGCCGCACAUCUGGCUACGCUGUCGUCUGACAAUGAGAUGCUCAGCACUUUGGCUCAGAGUGGGACACCCCGCGCCGAUUCAUGAACUGCCUCCAACAUCUCUCCUCAUAGCGAGAGUGAUAACUGACUUGGACAUACAUGGUAGAAGCAUUUGCUUACAUUAUUUUGAAUCACAUUGAGCUAUUAAAGAAUGCAUUUAUUUUCUAAAAAAGACAAAAGCAUUUAUUUACAAUGUGUAGUUUUUCUUAGAUGUAAGUGUUAAGUUAGGAAUAUUAAAUAGAAAAUUAGGAGA
Messenger RNA from Salvelinus fontinalis (brook trout), 5348 nucleotides. RefSeq lists its product as uncharacterized. The coding region runs from base 381 to 4142 and encodes 1253 amino acids. NCBI's taxonomy places the organism in Eukaryota, Metazoa, Chordata, Actinopteri, Salmoniformes, Salmonidae. The record is from RefSeq and is a predicted model, not a curated record. The transcript is spliced from 11 exons.